This is a messenger RNA of Arabis nemorensis, 723 nucleotides long. Lineage: Eukaryota; Viridiplantae; Streptophyta; Magnoliopsida; Brassicales; Brassicaceae. The record is from the annotation of a GenBank genome assembly.
AUGAUGAGGGGUCUUGUCUCCGGUGCGAAGAGGCUAUCAACACCAUCGUUGAUGUCGACGACCACCGUUACUGCGAGAAGAAGCUACAGUCUGAUUCCGAUGGUUAUUGAGCACUCAUCGAGAGGAGAGAGAGCUUACGACAUCUUCUCUCGAUUGCUCAAGGAGCGUAUAAUCUGCAUCAACGGUCCUAUUAAUGACGAUACGUCUCACGUCGUCGUCGCUCAGCUUCUCUUCCUCGAGUCUGAGAAUCCUUCGAAGCCGAUCCAUAUGUAUCUCAAUUCACCAGGCGGCCAUGUCACCGCCGGUCUUGCAAUUUAUGAUACUAUGCAGUACAUUCGUUCUCCGAUAAGCACGAUUUGUUUAGGCCAGGCUGCAUCAAUGGCUUCUCUCCUCUUGGCAGCAGGUGCCAAGGGGCAAAGACGGUCGCUGCCAAAUGCAACCGUUAUGAUUCAUCAGCCUUCAGGAGGAUAUAGUGGGCAGGCUAAGGAUAUAACGAUUCAUACAAAACAGAUUGUUCGCGUGUGGGAUGCGUUAAAUGAACUGUAUUCCAAACACACAGGUCAACCUAUUGACGUGAUUGCAAAGAACAUGGAUAGGGAUCAUUUCAUGACUCCUGAAGAGGCUAAGGCGUUUGGAAUAAUCGAUGAAGUAAUUGAUGAAAGACCAUUAGAGUUGGUGAAAGAUGCAGUUGGAAAUGAAAGCAAAGAUAAGAGUUCAAGUUAG